AUGGCCACAACUGGCUUACUUGCUGAAGGUGGUUCUGCCUGUGUUUUGGCUGCAGGAGUAGCUUUACUUUUCAAAUCUGCAGAAAUAGCUGUUCAGAACUCAAAUUCUGGCUGGCAGUGGUCAAGCGGAUCUGACCUGACUAAAAGAUACGAGAAAUCAGACAAUGGGAAAACAGGUUUUUUAAAAUCUAUUGAUUUAACAAAUGAAUUAUAUCAAAGAAAUACUCUGAGUAGCAUUGAUUUUGAAGCUUAUCACUAUAAUAUGUUGGGGGUUCAUUUAGUAACAGGUACAGGUGAAUUUGGUUUAGCAAAGGUUGUUAGUGCAUGGAACACAACUGAAUAUGGUGAUGAACCCCAGGACCAUUUCGCUGUAGUUUUACAUUAUGUGUCAAAUACCAGAUGGUCCGGAAAGCUGAUACUUACAAAUUAUGGGUCAAUGCAUCAGGUAGCUCGGUUGUUUGCAAGUAAUGAAAGCGACUCUUCCAAUACUCCAAGAUCUGAUAUUUAUUGGGUUACUUAUGAUUGGGAUGGAUUCAACGAAAAUUUGUUAAGACAGUACUGGACCAACUUGGAUGAUGAGAAUAUUACCAGCCAACAAAAUUCAAUCAAACAGCAAAUCGAUUACUACAAUUCCAGAGAUGAUUAUGCUGUCAGUAAGAUUUGUAUGCCAUUAGGGUCAGGGGAUGCAAUUGGCCAAAAUACGAUUCUUUUAGGAGAAACAUACGCGAACCAAUUUGGCGGCGUUGAUGGUGAGUGUGAACUGGGUUGA
Messenger RNA from Candida tropicalis MYA-3404, 768 nucleotides. RefSeq lists its product as uncharacterized. The transcript has a single exon. The record is from RefSeq and is a predicted model, not a curated record. Lineage: Eukaryota; Fungi; Ascomycota; Pichiomycetes; Serinales; Debaryomycetaceae. The coding region runs from base 1 to 768 and encodes 255 amino acids.